AUGCGCUGCUUAGCCAAGGCAGCAGUGUUCUUGGUAGGGCCCGCCGUUGUCAACGCCCUGGCCGCCCCUCCGCCUACGAAUGUUGCGGCUAAUGAUUCCGCGACCGAUGCUGGCUCUGAAGCCGCGCCUGUACUCCUGUGGCGAAAUGAUAAGAACGCCGUCGUGAGAUUUGGAGCUUUAUACCAGGGAAGCGUGGUUGUCGGGAACAAUGGCUUUCUUCUGGAGUUCAAUGCUGGUUUAGCUAGCGAACCUUGUGAGGAGGAAAAUGUGUUCCUCAACGGACAGGAAUUGAUACAUACAUGGGAUGGGAAUGCUGGUCAUGGAUCCGGAACCAUCAAGACGCUGCCAUUCGACAAUGCAGUUUCUGCACCACUUUCCGCUACUUGGGAAAGCCUCUGCAUCCCUCCUCAGGCGGGUUUACGCGACAAUCGCACCGUCCAGCUUCUUACAGUCAAGAUAAACAGCAUUGGAGAAGAACAAGUCGAGGACGAGUCUGUUGGGUUUACGGCAUCCUUCGUGCAGACGGAUGUGCCAGAGAUACUUCGACUGGAAACACACUCUCUCAACAUAUCAUCAAAUGACAUGGCUCUCGACGCAUGGCGCGACCCGUACGAGUCACAAAGGCUCGAGAACCAGCCGAACGUCCUCGAAGUCGGAGAUGAUAAACUGGAGAAGCAGAUAGAACGAGAAAUGAAGAAGCUACAGGAUUUGAAAACUCAGGCGGUCGAAAUCCGAAAACAAAUCGCUGAGGAAGAGGAGAAGAUCCGUCAACUGUUGCGACAGGACUGCAGGCCACUUGUGUCUAAAUGGAAACAGUGUCGGAGUAUUGGAUGCAUGAUCAAAGUUUCGUUGCAGACUGUCCCCGAAAUGAUCCAGCAACUGAGGUAUCAGUUUGCUCCGUUACCGACAUCAAUGUCUGGAAAGUUGGCCCCGAUCUGCAGUCAAGAUGGGGGGCCUCCUAGGAACGGGCCUGAUCCGCUUCCAACUCGUCCUGAUCAAGGGUUUCCUGCUUCCGUAAUUCAGGGGAACUAUACAAACGUCACAUCAGACCGCAUCCCUGAUGGUGGGACGAAAACACCUUUUAUACCUCCGCCUAACAUGCCUUUUCCUGAUGACUCUGACCCAGAUAAGCCAUCACCCGGGUCUAAUUUGUCUCUGCAUGAUAAGAUUAGAGCAUUCGCAAGAUCCUGUUCCAUUAUCCUUUUGAUUGCUACUCUCUCUACUCUCGUCUUCAGGUUGUGCCGUGACUCCAUGACCUGCCGUAGACGAAGGGCAGACUUGGCCGCGAGACGAGAAGAACGACGGGCCCGUCGCGCGUACAGAUCUGCAGCAAGACGCUAUAGAUGGAGACAGUGGUGGGAGGGUAGAACUCCCCAGCGCAGACCAGCAGCAUCAGCGAAUCAGGGGCUUGAUCCCGCUGAAGACGCUGAGCAGGGCCAGACUAUCAACUUGAUUUCUCAUCGCGAGCCUGAAGAGGGCGCCAUGCAGGCUGAAAUAUUAGGUCUACGCCGGGUUUUCGAGUUUGUCGGCGAAUUAAUUCGAAAUGACGACGACCAAGAUCAGAACCGUCGGCCUCGACGACAAUCACGUUAUGAGAUUGAAGAACUGCCCCGUUCUGGAUCUCUGUCGAGAAGUUCCCCGCCUUCAUCAAGUGCCGGAUUGACGACGUCUCUCAACUCGCCAAGAACGAGCAGUUUAAUGAGUCUCGACACUGUCUCGUCAGUGACUUUGGAGACGCUGGAUACACUAGAUUCAGAGCCUCCUGGUUACUACGGCUAA
Paecilomyces variotii is the source of this 1779-nucleotide messenger RNA. RefSeq lists its product as hypothetical. The transcript is spliced from 3 exons. The coding region runs from base 1 to 1779 and encodes 592 amino acids. NCBI's taxonomy places the organism in Eukaryota, Fungi, Ascomycota, Eurotiomycetes, Eurotiales, Thermoascaceae. The record is from RefSeq and is a predicted model, not a curated record.